Chinchilla lanigera (long-tailed chinchilla) is the source of this 927-nucleotide messenger RNA. Its product is annotated as olfactory receptor 4A16-like. Bases 4 to 927 code for a protein of 307 amino acids. Gene Ontology annotation, molecular function: olfactory receptor activity; G protein-coupled receptor activity. The transcript has a single exon. The record is from RefSeq and is a predicted model, not a curated record. Gene Ontology annotation, cellular component: membrane. Gene Ontology annotation, biological process: G protein-coupled receptor signaling pathway. Lineage: Eukaryota; Metazoa; Chordata; Mammalia; Rodentia; Chinchillidae.
UGAAUGGCACAUGGUAACAAUGUCACCGAAUUUGUCCUCCUGGGCCUCACUCAGGAUCCCAAUGGACAAAUGGAAUUAUUUAUCAUGUUUUUACUCAUCUACACUGUGACAAUGGUUGGAAACCUGCUCAUCAUGGUCACUGUCCUUGCCAGCCCCUCCCUCGGCUCCCCAAUGUACUUCUUCCUGGCCUAUCUGUCACUCAUGGAUGCUCUUUAUUCCACUGCCAUUACACCCAAGCUGCUUAUAGACCUGCUCAGUGAUAGAAGGACCAUCUCCUUCCCAGCCUGCAUGGGCCAGCUCUUCAUAGAGCACCUGUUUGGUGGUGCUGAGGUCUUCCUUCUGGUGGUGAUGGCCCUUGACCGCUAUGUGGCCAUCUGCAAGCCUCUGCACUAUUUGAAUAUCAUGAAUCGGUGGGUUUGCAACAUCCUUUUGGUGCUGGCCUGGGCUGGGGGUUUUGGGCACUCUGUGGUUCAACUUGUAUUUGUGUCUCAUCUCCCAUUCUGUGGCCCCAAUGUCAUCGAUCAUUUCAUCUGUGACAUGUACCCAUUGUUGGAGCUUGCGUGCACUGACACUUACUUUACAGGCCUCACUGUGGUCGCCAAUGGUGGCGCCAUCUGCCUGGUGGUCUUUAUCCUGCUGGUCAUCUCCUAUGGCUUCAUCCUAAACUCUCUUAAAACUCACAGUCAGGAAGGGAGGAGAAAAGCCCUUUCUACCUGCAGCUCCCACAUCACUGUGGUUGUUCUAUUUUUUGUUCCCUGUAUUUUCAUGUAUGUCAGACCUGUCUCCAACUUUCCCUUUGACAAGUUCAUAACCAUUUUUUACACGGUGGUUCCUCCUAUGUUGAACCCUUUAAUAUAUACUCUGAGGAAUUCAGAGAUGAAAAAUUCUAUGGCAAAACUCUGGUGUCAGACGUUAACUGUGGAGUGA